Rhineura floridana is the source of this 3021-nucleotide messenger RNA. Its product is annotated as probable glutamate receptor. The record is from RefSeq and is a predicted model, not a curated record. Lineage: Eukaryota; Metazoa; Chordata; Lepidosauria; Squamata; Rhineuridae. Gene Ontology annotation, cellular component: plasma membrane; AMPA glutamate receptor complex; dendritic spine. Gene Ontology annotation, biological process: modulation of chemical synaptic transmission; synaptic transmission, glutamatergic; monoatomic ion transport. The transcript is spliced from 11 exons. Gene Ontology annotation, molecular function: transmitter-gated monoatomic ion channel activity involved in regulation of postsynaptic membrane potential; AMPA glutamate receptor activity. Bases 67 to 1554 code for a protein of 495 amino acids.
UCUCAAAGGCAUGGAAGGUGGCAGGAUCGUACAGACUCUGAGAUUUCAUUGAAAGAGAAACAUCCCAUGACAGGGACUUCCCUUGCUGGCAGUGGCAACAUUGCGCUGAUGGACAAAGUUCUCCAGGUCACCUUUCGUGUGUUCCACGCUUUGCUUUUGCUGGGAGCACCGAACUGGACAGGUGCUACUGAGGAUGGGGAUUCUAUCAGUAGGGACUCUGACUCUGUUGGAGAAGGGGGAAAGGACUGGCCAACUGUGUACGUCACAACCAUCCUGGAAGACCCCUAUGUGAUGGCCAGAGGGACGGAGCUCGAGGGCUAUUGCAUCGACCUGCUGGAGAAGCUGUCCAGAAUGGUGCACUUCAAAUACAAGGUGGGCGUCGUGAAGGAUGGCAAAUACGGAGCGUUGAGUCCCAAUGGGAACUGGUCUGGGAUGAUCGGAGAGGUUGUGGGAAAGGAAGCGGACCUGGCUGUUGCUCCAUUAACCAUUACAUCAGUGAGAGAGGACGUUGUUGACUUCACCCAGCCGUUUCUGCACACCGGGAUUGGGAUCUUGCUCGAGAAGGACUCUGCCCUUGAAGAGGCCUCACUCUUCCAUUUCUUGACCCCCUUCAGCAAGGAGACCUGGGCGGGCAUCUUUGUGGCCUACCUGUUCUCCAGCCUUUGCUUGUUCCUUGCUGCCAGAAUGAGCCCGCGCGAAUGGGAUGGUAAUGAGGAGGUUUGCUUCACAUUCCUGAACAGCCUGUGGUUUGGAGUAGGAGCGUUCACCCUGCAAGGGGCUGUGCCUCGACCCAAGUCCCUCUCUGUACGGUUAAUUACUGCCAUCUGGUGGCUGUUCAGCAUAGUGCUCCUGACUGCGUACAUUGCCGGCUUCAGCUUUGUUUUGGAGUCGGGAUCUGAGCAGCUCUCCAUCCAGACCUUUGAAGACCUGGUGAAGCAGAGGCAGCUGGAGUUUGGGACCAUGGAAGGCUCCUCCACCCUUCUGUACUUCAAGAACUCCAAGAACCCAAUCCAGCAGAUGGUCUAUGAGUCCAUGAACAAGAAGAAGGACACCGUUUUGGUGAAGAAUUACCAGGAGGCAAUUCAGCGUGUGCUGGAUUCGAAUUACGCUUUCAUUGGAGAGUCCAUCUCUCAAGAUCUUGCUGUUGCCCGCCAUUGUAACUUGGUUCGGUCUCCAGAGGUCUUGGGGGCUAGGGGGUUUGGCCUUGCUACACAGAAAGGAUCCCCCUGGACUAACAAGCUGUCAGUGGCCAUCCUGAAGCUUGGAGAAUCCGGGGAACUUGACUACCUCCGGAGCAAGUGGUGGGAGAGCAGCUGUUCCCAAGAAGAUCACGACAAGUGGAGCCCGCUGAAACCUCAAGCUCUGGGAGGGAUCUUCCUCAUACUUGCCCUCGGCCUUGCCUUGGGAAUGAUUAUUGCUGUGGUUGAGUUGUCAAAAAAAAGCAGACACACAGCAGAGCAGGAGAAGAAAUCUUGCUGCGCCGUGUUCACCAAGGAGCUGAGCCAGCGAUUCCAGCCGAGGAAAGCCAAGCCACAAGAGAGCGCCGGGAAAUGAAAGCCGUGGGAUGACGUCAGAGAAGCGCAAGGCCAAACCUUAAUGAACUUUUCCUCUCCCCUUUAAAAAGCAAAUGCAGAAAGCGACUGUGCAUUCCUUAGCGGUGCUCACCUUCAGCACCCCCGCCUAAUAGUAGGGGAUGUGUGGUUACAAUCUAGAGUAGGUUCUUCAUAAUAACACAAGUCCUAUAGAACCCCCCCUGCCCCGCCCCACCCAAAUACGUAUCAGUGCAAACUGCAGGCGAGUGAAUCAAUUUGUUCUGGGGCUUUGCUAGCACUUGCGGCCUUGGAUUCUUAACAUUUUUUCCAUUCCAGAGUGCACAUUACCGGUGUUUGCAAACUACUGCUUUGGCUGGAUGACUGGUGAUGAGAACAAUGAUUGGGGACACUUGGUAGAAGCUAUGCAAAUAAUUCAUUCAGAGGUCUAGCCAAGCAGCAACAGUACUGAUGACUUGUAGGGGUUGUGGUGACGGCCAUACUGUGAGUUAAGUGUAGAAAUGAGCUCCGUAAGUAAGCUUUUUAAAGAUCAAGUACCUAGUCCUUAGAGAGACUGAAAGCAUUUGGGCACUACCUGGUGAAAGAAGGAAGGGCUGCAGAUUGUUUGGGCGGAAGCUUGUUUCAGCAGCCGUUGGAGCAACUCCCUCUUCCCCCCGGAGCAACGUGAAUGAUGCAAAAUGUGCUCAGUGUGCAGAUUUGAGGCUGCAGGCUGAACGAAUUAUGUGGCUUUUCCUUGGCCCAGAAUCUGGCUUGCAUUUAGUGUGAGGUGUAUGCAACCUUAAAGUGGCCCGUUCAGCUGUCUUAUUGACAAGUUAUUCAGAAGGGGACGGAGUUUAAAUCAAAGGCUUAACAGAAGGCUCCUUCCUGGUACCCCACAUAAGAAGUCUGCUACCCAGCAUAGCAACAGGUCUGCGGAUAAGGCGGCCUUCCUCCCAACCUGAAAGUCUUUCCGAUGUUCUGAACUACAGCUCCCAUCAGCUCCAGCCUGCAUGGUAUGAUGGGAGUUGUAGUCAAAAACAGCUAUAGUAAGGAGUAGGAUUAAUGUUCCCAAAUACCUCCAUCCAACACAGAUUUGUGUGCCCUUAAGCCCACUGAGCACGCCUGACUGUGUUGGAUUGAGGUGUCUAAAGUCCCAAGAGCUUUGUUUUUACUUAAAUUAGAGCCCGAGUGUGUACAUCUGAACUUUGCUUGCAAAUGACAGUAGAUUGAAAAAGUACGCAGGGGGGGAUGAAAUAUCAUCCCAGGGCAUAAUACUGCUGGGUUUACACAAAUGACUUUGUGGAAUGUGUAACUGGGGAAUUGAAAAUAAAAGGGCAGACUAAGUUAGGAUGCAAGCUAGUGCUACUUAAAAACACAGAACUCUCUGCCUGUAGGUCCUCUCUGCAAGCCAGCCACCUUGCCUUACAAAACAGAACAAAGAAUUAGCAAUAUUUUGUAUGUAUCACAGAAAAACAUCUAAAAUAAAAAUCAU